Molecule: messenger RNA, 1737 nt
Organism: Trypanosoma brucei brucei TREU927
Lineage: Eukaryota; Euglenozoa; Kinetoplastea; Trypanosomatida; Trypanosomatidae
Exons: 1
Coding region: 1-1737 (578 amino acids)
Molecular function (GO): nucleic acid binding
Source: RefSeq, a predicted model, not a curated record
AUGCGUCCGAGGUUGUACCACUACUAUGGGGCUGGCCAGUUGCCCUCCCACCAACAGGUUGGAAUGGCAGCACCCGAGGGGCCUCCGUUGCCACAUGGGCCUCCGUGUCCGGGCCACUGUCAGGAGUAUUCAAGACACAUGCCACCAACCCCAUCGCGGGAGCACCGACCUCCUCUCAGGCGUACAAUAUUUAUCACAAAUUUACCACUGACUAUUGACAACGGGUUGCGUCUACUGCCAUAUGUACCGGGGGAGGGGCUUAUUGAGCUGCGUGUGAAACGUAGUGGGGGUCGGGAUGUCGGUUUCGCUGAAUACGAGACUGGUGACUUUGCUUUGCGUGCGUUGAGGUGGUUUCAAAAGGUGGCUGUAACAGCCCAAAUUGCGUAUGACUGCUCAAAGGUUAGCUCAUCCACGUGGGCGCCAACACAGUCUCGAUUCCGCUACCCCGUUCCAUAUGAGGAGUAUAAUUGUUGUGAGGCCGAUCCCGUUCGAUCCACUGAGUUAUUGCUUAACAGCGUGAUUCUUAUUGCGGAAUGGUCCCUGAGCAGCCCCGCGUGCCGGCCAAAGUACCUUUCCCCGCCGCCGUCAGUUCACCCUCCGAAUUAUUUGGUGGCGCCCCACAGCACGAGCGGCAACACUGAUCCCGCUGCUGCCCUUCACCUCGUACCAACAGGGACUGUAGGGUGGCAACCACAGUUAGGACCUCCACCACCGGGUUCACGUGGUGCCGGUCCUCCCACCGGCAAAUCGAACCAUUCCACAGUACCGCGAGCACCCGUUUACACGCAUCACCAUCUCUCACAGUGUUAUGGUGUCCCCAGCACUCAUUGUGGCGGUGCUGGUGGAAACCUCGAGUGCUUGUUUAGUGCCGCGGAAGCUGCACGAGGUGGGGUUUCACAAAUUCCUUCACAUCGCGUGCAUGAGGUUCCCCUUCCGAGCCGAGGUGACUGGGAGAGGGGCACCCCACCAUAUGACGUCCGCGCGACUCUUCAGGAUGAGAAACUCAUGCCAGGCAGCUCUUCUGGGCUUGUUGCUACACCGACCUUGAUUAAAGAUGAGUUGCUGCCCAGCAGCACACUGUUCGUCAGGGUUACGGGUGCCCGGGGUGGGUCCUCAUCUGGGAACGACUCGCAGCCUUGUGGCACAUCUUCUGGACCACCGCAUUGUUUGUCCCCCACCACCUCGUUGGGCCCACCCUCACCCUCACUGACUGGGAGAGGAGGGAGGUUGUCUGCAUACGCACGGCAGUGUGAUGAGAGGAGGGAGCCGCAUCCUCUGGAGCUUCUGUAUGAAUGGUGGUCGCAGUUCCACCAUCGUCACCGCGCGUCACCUCAACCGGCGUACCCACCUGAACCCAGUUCACCUGAGUCACCAAACAACCAAGUCGGCUCCACAGCCACAUCACCGGAUGAAGAAGUCGCAACGGCCUCAACGACUGCGACCACUGUUUCCACGAGUGCUUCUCGUGUACCGGAUGGUGACAACGCCGAAACUCUGAUGUCAAUGAUAUUGAGCCAAGACUUUUAUUCGGAGCGGUUCGCCGGCUUCCGUUCGUACGUGGGAUUUUCGCGGUGGAGCGCUUUUGUACGCUUCGAUCGGCCCGUGGACGCCCUUCAGUGCCUGCGGUGGCUGCGCCAGCAACCGGUGCUACGAAAAUUCGUCAGUGUACAGUUUGCCCGUGAGGAUACUCGGCAAGCGCGCCCUCCUCAAGGGAAAAAAGAAGUAAGGUGCUGUUGA